Messenger RNA from Ylistrum balloti, 402 nucleotides. Its product is annotated as caveolin-3-like. Gene Ontology annotation, cellular component: caveola. Bases 1 to 402 code for a protein of 133 amino acids. The record is from RefSeq and is a predicted model, not a curated record. Gene Ontology annotation, biological process: caveola assembly. NCBI's taxonomy places the organism in Eukaryota, Metazoa, Mollusca, Bivalvia, Pectinida, Pectinidae. The transcript is spliced from 2 exons. Gene Ontology annotation, molecular function: molecular adaptor activity.
AUGAACCAUCAUCCCAAACAAGACAGAGAUCCAAACGGCAUCAACAUCCACGUACAGGCUGACUUUGAAGAUGUGUUUGCGGAAAGCGAUGGAACCCAGAGUUUCGACUGUGUCUGGGAAACCUCACAGCAAUGCUUUUCAUGCAGUAAGAACUGUUGCUAUAACUUCCUGGCUGUUUUCUGUGGACUCUGUGCAGCCUUUUUCUGGGGAUUCCAGUUCGCGUGUGUGGCGUUUGAACAUGUCUGGUGUUUGACUCCUGCGUUGAAACUCUUUGUCAUCAACUGUAGCGCCUUGCAGAAGUGUGUCGGAAAUCUCGUUGGUUGUAUUCUCGCGCCACUUUGCGAGACUUGUGGUCUCAUGUUUUCCAACAUCUCCAUCCAGCACAGUGGAAGCAAAGGGUGA